AGGAGUGAUGAAAAUUAUGGCACCAAAUUUUCCAUCAUCCGCAGUUUCUGAUGGCUGGAUAGGCUUGGAUAUUGGUCCCGACAGUAUCAAUGGGGUGGAGGUGGAAUGGGAGGGGCACAUCGGCCGAUCUGGAUACUCGAUUUUUGAACAAGUAGGCAAAGCUGCUCAUGUCUCAGAAAUUUUCACAGGAAUUAGAUCGCCCGGAUAUUUCCCAAACGCAGGAAAGUGUUGUUACGGUCAUCUAGAAGAAGUAGAGAAAAAAGGCGGUGGAAAUUGGCAGUCGAGUGACACAAGGGAAUUGUUAUAUAGUUUCCACAGAGAUCAUUCAUGCAUAAGUGUGUGGUGCACUUCAUACCUCAAAAUAAGCAGAUUACAUGCCGCAGGAGCAGUCAUGCAUAAGUGUGUGGUGCACUUCAUACCUAAAAAA
This is a messenger RNA of Striga asiatica, 427 nucleotides long. The record is from the annotation of a GenBank genome assembly. NCBI's taxonomy places the organism in Eukaryota, Viridiplantae, Streptophyta, Magnoliopsida, Lamiales, Orobanchaceae.